ACAACCUUCCAUCACCAUUCAUGGAUUUGACUGCUCUAAUUGACAAUUUCUCAAAGCAAGGCCUUGAUGUUAAAGAUCUGGUUGUACUUUCCGGCGGCCACACAUUGGGGCUUGCCCAGUGCCGGACCUUCAGAGAUCGCAUCUAUAAUGACACCAACAUCGAUCAAGGUUUUGCAACACAACGCCAAGCUUCAUGUCCACGCGUUGGAGGCAACUCUACCCUUGCUCCACUCGACCCGUCUCCUGCCUUCUUUGACACUAGAUAUUUCAGUAACUUGGUGAUGAAGAAAGGACUUUUGCACUCCGAUCAAGUAUUGUUCAAUGGUGGUCAGACUGAUAAUCUUGUCAACACUUACUGCGGAAACAUUCGUGUUUUUGCUAAUGAUUUUGCUUAG
This is a messenger RNA of Ipomoea nil (Japanese morning glory), 395 nucleotides long. Its product is annotated as peroxidase-like. The record is from RefSeq and is a predicted model, not a curated record. The coding region runs from base 21 to 395 and encodes 124 amino acids. The transcript has a single exon. Gene Ontology annotation, molecular function: peroxidase activity; heme binding. Gene Ontology annotation, biological process: response to oxidative stress. NCBI's taxonomy places the organism in Eukaryota, Viridiplantae, Streptophyta, Magnoliopsida, Solanales, Convolvulaceae.